CCGGAAGUGAUGCAGGGAGGCUAAGCCCGACGUGGGAGUCCGUGGCUGUGAGCGCUGGAGGAAAUCAGUAAUUUUAUCAACACACCCAAGAUGUUUGAAUUCUGAUGUCAGAAACCAGCAAGAAUUGAACAGUCGCCAGGAAGAGGAGCAUUUGGCAGGAUGUCUGCACAUCUUUCCACAGUUGGGUUCUGGACUUCAUGAAUAUCCAGAUGGCCUUUGAAGAACCAGAUCCACAUCGUUGGGCUCAUGGUCUGUGCAUUCACUGAGGGAAAAGCACCCCCUUUGGAAUACCUUGUCAAAACAAACUGGGAGAAAGUUGAAUUUACAUGUUGCUUCACGGCAGCCACUCAUGCUUCUGACUCACAGAGCCCUUCAUUUUCCUCCUGGGAUUUUGUAAGCCCUUUCCCUGUUUUCCAUAGCAGUCCACAGAGAGACCUAGAUGCUUGGGAGCAGAGUGGGGCUAAAUGGUGCAAUCCCUUGCCGCGUUUUGGAGGACAUUGUAUUGCUUGACUGUCGCUGGUGGCAUGUUGAGGCCCGCUGAGCAGCGGUGGAGUGGGUGUGCGAUAGCAAGAGGCCUGCUCUAACAGCCAGGCGUGCAACAAUAUGGGCCAGUGCGUCACCAAGUGCAAGAAUCCAUCAUCCACCCUUGGCAGCAAAAAUGGUGAUCGAGAGUCAAGUGGCAAGACUCACGGCAAGCGCAGCACAAUCUACAAAGAGGAGCACAGCACAGGAAGUGGGAAAUCUUCUGGUGACAUCCUUGUUAAUGGGACUAAGAAGAUGGAGGCUGCUGUAGAAUCCAGCCAGCUUCCCACUUCCUCUGGGGACUUCAAAAAAGAACCUGUUUCUGGCAUGGAGGAGUCAUCUCUCCACAGAACUGAGGAAUUAUUUAGGAGAUACAAAGAUGAGCGAGAAGAUGCCAUAUUAGAGGAGGGCAUGGAGCGCUUUUGUAAUGACCUCUGUGUUGACCCCACCGAAUUCAAAGUGCUAGUCCUGGCAUGGAAAUUCCAAGCGGCGACCAUGUGCAAAUUCACAAGAACGGAAUUCUUUGAGGGCUGCAAAGCAAUAAACGCGGACAGCAUUGAUGGGAUUUGUGCCCGAUUUCCCAGCCUCUUAAACGAAGCCAAACAAGAGGAUAAGUUCAAGGAUCUCUACCGUUUUACUUUUCAAUUUGGCCUGGACUCCGAAGAGGGGCAGAGGUCACUGCACCGAGAAAUAGCCAUUGCUCUCUGGAAACUGGUCUUCACGCAAAACAAGCCCCCCAUAUUGGACCAGUGGUUACACUUCUUGAACGAGAACCCCUCAGGAAUCAAGGGAAUCUCCCGGGACACGUGGAACAUGUUCCUAAAUUUUACUCAGGUCAUUGGGCCAGACCUUAGCAAUUACAGUGAAGAUGAGGCUUGGCCCAGUCUCUUUGAUACCUUUGUGGAAUGGGAAAUGGAGCGGCGAAAGAAGGAAGAAGACACCAAAUGUGUUGCAGCUUCACAGACAGUGGAUCUGUGUGUAGACCGUGAUACUUAGCAGCCUUUUAACUUAGCUGCUGCCUCCUGUUAACCGUUCUUGACCUGUAAGCUCUGGACUCCUCUGGAAUUUACAGAUGCUCCAGAUUUUUCUACUUUCCACCUUUCUCUGCCUUGUAUUUCGAAAGGGCUCUAAAAUGCUGUAUCUAUAUUUUAGGCACUUUCUUUACAUUUGGGGUUAUUCCUGUUUCUUCUUUUCCUGAAAUGUUUGACCCUGGCUGCAAGUUAAAUGAAUUUUUUUUUAAAAGUUUGAAAUUUGGUAUAAUUACGUCUUGAUGUCGGUUACACAACUUUUUUUUAAAAGGUUUUUUUGUUUUUGUUUUGGGGUAUUUUUGGGGUGAGGUUAAAUUAACAUCGCUAAAUUAUACCGUUGCCAGAUUGAAGUUCUGCAGAUCCGCAUCUUUUUUUAAUGUUUUCAGGGCAGGUCUAUACUGUGUGUAGUGCUGUUUACAUUAUUGAAUUUUUUUUAAAUAUUGUGAUAAUUUUAAGAUUUAUACCAUGAGUUCAUAACAGUGUUAACUGUUAACUACAAAUGCAUUUAAUUCCC
Messenger RNA from Sceloporus undulatus (fence lizard), 2064 nucleotides. RefSeq names its product defective in cullin neddylation 1 domain containing 3 (gene DCUN1D3). The transcript is spliced from 6 exons. The record is from RefSeq and is a predicted model, not a curated record. Lineage: Eukaryota; Metazoa; Chordata; Lepidosauria; Squamata; Phrynosomatidae. Gene Ontology annotation, biological process: positive regulation of ubiquitin-protein transferase activity; protein neddylation. Bases 604 to 1518 code for a protein of 304 amino acids. Gene Ontology annotation, cellular component: ubiquitin ligase complex. Gene Ontology annotation, molecular function: ubiquitin conjugating enzyme binding; cullin family protein binding; ubiquitin-like protein binding.